UUUAGUGAAGUGGACCCAAGCUUUAGCGUGCGUUCUUUCUACCAUACUGCUCUGUUUACAACUCGCUCGCAGCGACCAACGACAUAACGCUCUUGCGCAUGCGCAGCUGUCUAGGCAAGUUCUCGUUAUGAAGGACGGGUACCGAAACGAGGCACCGUUUCAAAUGACGUGAAUCGGUGCUCAGUCGGUACUAUGGAAUUCGGUCGGUACCUUAAAAAGUACCAACUUCGGUACCCUUUGCUAGUCGAAGGGCAUGUGUGUCACUAUUAUUUGGAUGUGGGGAAUACUUGGUUAUAUAAUUCUUUUGGUUUAGUACUCAACAACACUGGUGGCAUCAAUUUUUUCCAAGUUGGAAGCUGGAACGCAAAAAGAGCCUUUUACGUCAUUUCCUGCUCAGAAAUUCUGAAUUCCAAGGACAAGUGGAAUGCAUGAUAAGUGCUCCCUACCAUAAAAAUGGACCGCAGUAUCCAGAUUUAACCACAUGAUGUCUUUCUUACUUUAUUCUUACAUCUUGCCCCUUUAACAUCAAUAAGCCAGUGAAUAAGACUUUUUAAAUUUUCUUCUACAGGUCGAGCUGCCUGAUUUGGGAAAAUUGACCAAACUCCGAAUCUGGCAUGAGAAAAGGAAUCCGUUUGCAGGAUGGCAUCUGAGCAAAGUCUCAAACAUUAAAAGAUUAGCAUAUUCUAAGGGAAAUCUUUAAUUUAAUAUCAUGCUGAAACACCUUGUUUCACAGGUGACCCUAAAGAAGACAUUAACAAAGGAGAAAUACAAUUUUCCGUGCGAGCGGUGGCUGGACAUCAACGAGGACGAUAAUGAAGUUGUGAGAGAGCUCCCUGCUUCUGGAGAUCUGAUCGACGAGCCGCUGCCUGUAAUUAAAUACAGGCUGACGGUGUGUACCGGGAAUGUUGGAGGCAGCGGAACAGAUGCAUCGAUUUUUAUAAACCUGAUUGGAGACCUGGGUGACACCGGAGAGCGACAGCUGGUCAACUGCAAAAACAAUGUCAACAAGUUUGAGAAAGGAAACAUGGAUGAGUUUAUAAUCGAGGCAGUGAACAUCGGGCAGAUCCGCAGGUGUAGGAUUGGACAUGAUGGAAAAGGCGGAGGCUGCGGGUGGUUUCUGGACAAAGUGGUUGUAAGGGAGGAAGGAAAGGCCGAGGCAAACGCUGUGGAGUUUCCCUGUAACAGGUGGCUGGACCGCAACGAGGAUGACGGACAGAUCGUACGAGAAUUAGUGCCCUUUUCAGACGGGCAGCGUCUUUACAGUAAGUCAGGGAAAACUAGAGUAGAUCUAGGAUUUUUCUUUUAUUCUAAAGCUUUUAUUUGUGUGUGUGUGUGUGUGUGUGUGUGUGUGUGUGUGUGUGUGUGUGUGUGUGUGUGUGUGUGUGUGUGUGUGUGUGUGUGUGUGUGUGUGUGUGUGUGUGUGUGUGUGUGUGUGUGUGUGUCAGACAUCAGUUAUCAGAUUGCAGUGAAGACUGGUGACAUUCCCGGCGGCAGCUCCGACUCCAACGUGUUUGUCAAGCUCUAUGGAGAAAAAGGAGACACAGAUAAGAUGAUGCUCGUGGUUUCCACCAAUAACUUGGGGAACUACUUUGAGACGGGCCGUGUUGACAUCUUCACAGUAGAAACCUUUGACAUUGGACAGAUCAACCGUUUGAUGAUUGGUCACACCAACAAAGGAAUGCGUGCUGGCUGGUUCUUGGACAGUGUUCAGAUCAUGGUUCCAGUCCAUGGAAAUAAGUACAUGUUUCCCAGUCACCGCUGGCUUUGUAAGGACGAGGCUGAUGGGAAGACAGAGGUGGAGAUUUACCCGAGCGAGAUUCUGGACAUGGAGCAACUGAUGAACUAUGAGAUAGUCGUUGUAACUGGAGAUGUGAUGUUCGCUGGCACCAACGCCAAAGUCUUCAUCCAAAUCUACGGAGAAAAGGGUAAGACAGAAGUCCUUAGGCUUGAGAGCAGAUCCAACAACUUUGAGCGGAACACAACUGAGAUUUUCAAGAUGGAGGCCAAAGACGUGGGGAAGAUCUUCAAAAUACGCAUCGGCCAUGACGGCUCUGGGAUUGGGUCUGGCUGGUUUCUGGAGACUGUUGACAUCAAACAUCUAAUCCUGGCUCUGGUGCCCAAAGAGAAGAAGAAAGAGAACAAGAAGAAGAAGAAGAAAAAGAAGAAAGAUGAGGACGACGACGAUGAAGAUGGAGGAGAGGAGAUGCAGGAAGUGGUGUAUACUUAUCACUUCCCCUGUUCGCGCUGGCUGAGCGGUGGCGAGGAGGACGGGGAGCUGGUGGUGGAGCUGGUGCCAGAGGAAGCAGAAGACCUAGAAGUCUUCACCUAUGAAGUGUGCGUCUUCACUGGCAAAAUGCUGGGCGCCGGGACAGACGCCAACGUCUUUAUUAAUAUUUACGGAGAAAAUGGAGACACCGGGGAACGCCUCCUGAGCAACUCAGACAACAUUAACAAAUUUGAGCGAGGGCAGGAGGAUGUUUUCAUUGUGACAGCUGUUGAUUUGGGCACUUUAAAGAAGCUGCGAAUUCGUCAUGACAACACCAAGCCUUACUCAUCCUGGUACCUGGAUCGCGUUGAGAUAGUGGACACGAAGGAGGACGUUACAUACUAUUUCCCUUGUAACCGCUGGCUUGCAGUGGAAGAAGAUGAUGGACAGGUGGCCAGAGAGCUGGUUCCUGUUGACGAGGCAUUUAUGAGGCAGGAUGAGGAUGAAGAGGGUGGGAGCACCACUCUGGGACUGGAGCAGAAAUCCAUGUCCACCACCUACACGCUUAAAAUAAAAACUGGGGAAAAGAAGUACGCUGGAACUGAUGCCAACGUUUUUGCCAUCCUCUUUGGAGAAAAGGAUGACACGGGGUUCGUCAAUCUGAAGGCUUGCAAGAACUACAAGAACAAGUUUGAACAGGGGAUGAUUAAUGAGUUCACUGUGGAGGCGGUGGACCUGGGCGACCUGGAGAAGCUACGAAUUGGACACGACAACUCAGGAGGUUCAUCUGGUUGGUUUUUGGACUGGGUGGAGAUAGACGCUCCCUCUCUGGGUCAGAGGAUAUGUUUCCCGUGCGGCCGCUGGUUGGAUAAAGGAGAAGAUGAUGGGGCCAUUGUGAGGGAUCUCUAUCCUGCUGAGUUACAGACUGAAUUUUAUACUCCAUUCGUGCCUUAUGAGCUUAAGAUCUUCACCAGUGACGUGUUUGCCGCGGGAACAGACGCUGAUGUGUUCAUCGUGUUGUACGGGCGAAAUGGUGUAUGCACUCAGCAGAAGCACCUGUGUGUGAACGAGAGAGAGAGACGGCUGUACUUUGAGAGAGGAGCUGAGGACAUGUUCAUAGUGGAGCUGGAGGAUGUCGGUGAUGUCAUAGAGAAAAUCAGGAUUGGUCACGACAACAGGGGCACCAACCCAGGGUGGCACCUGGACAGGGUGGAGAUUAGGCGCCAGCUCCGGAAGGGAAAGGGUUCAGAGACGACCAUUUUCCCGUGUGAGUGCUGGCUGGCCAAGUCGGAAGAAGACGGCGAGACGGUGAGGGAGCUUGUCGCGUCUGACAUCAUCACGCAAAAGCUCCUCAGGGAUGGGACGCUGAAGACAACUGAGACCGAGGUGGAGGAUGCCUUAGAGACUCACAUGUACAAGGUGACUGUGCGGACGGGUGACAUGUUCGGAGCGGGAACAGAUGCCAAUGUUUUCCUCACCAUCUACGGAGACCUGGGAGACACAGGAGAGCGCAAACUUGCCAAAUCUGAGAACAAUAAGAACAAAUUUGAGCGAGGCGAAGUGGACAGGUUCACCAUUGAGGCUGUGGACCUGGGACAGGUGUUUAAGAUCCGCAUUCGCCACGACAACAGCAUGCUCAGUGCAGAUUGGUACCUGGAUCAGGUGGAGGUGCAGGAUGAAGACACAGAAGAAGUUUACAUGUUUCUGUGUGAGCGCUGGCUGUCCAAAAAGAAGGAGGACAAACGGAUAGACAGGAUCUUCUACGUCAAGGGGUAUGAGGGUGAAAGGAGCAUCGAUCCAUAUUUCAAGAAGAUGGCCCAGUCCAAACAAGUGCUGGACCAAAAUGCCAACAAAAAGAAAAAGAAGAAAAAAGCAGUGGUGGCAGAAGAAGGUCCAAUCAUCCCGUAUCACUUCACACUGUCCACUGGGAUGGAGCGUGAUGCCAGCACCACAUCCAGAGCGUACGUCAUCAUCAUCGGCCCCAACGACGUCGAGACGGACCGUCUGUGGCUGGACCUGCAACAGGGGAAGAAAUCCUUUGCUGCUGGCAGCAUGGAGCACUUUGUGUGCUACGGCACCGACGUGGGAGAGAUCAAGAGGGUGGAAAUUGGUCAUAACGGUGUCACACCAGAGAGCUGCUGGUUGGUGGAAGAGCUGUCGGUUGCCGUGCCAACCAAAGGUAUCAAGUACAUCUUUCCAUGUAAGUGCUGGCUGGCUAAAGACAGGGGAGAUGGUCUGACUGUCAGACUGUUAAAUGUACUGGAUUCCAGCACAAUCAACAUUAUCCGCAAAGUUAUUUAUUCAAUCACGGUUGUCACGGGAGACACUCAGUAUGCAGGGACGGAUACCAACAUUUUCCUGACUGUGUACGGGGUGAACGGGAGCACUGAGGAAAUGCUGCUGCCAAAAAAUGGAGACAGGUUUGAAAGAGACCAAGAAGACACAUUCACCUUGGAGAUUGACGACAUAGCUCCUCUGAAGAAGAUCAGAGUUCGGAUUGACGGCAGUGGGUGUCGACCUGACUGGUUUCUUGACAGGAUCCUCAUGAGGAACCUGACCACAGAGGAGGAGUAUCUGUUCACCUACGAGAACUGGCUGUCCAAGACCAAAGGACCAAAAAGGACAAAGGUGUGUGAGCUGCCAGCGGUGGUGGACGAGGAGGAGAUGGUGGACAAAACGAACUACAUCAUCCAAGUCCAGACCAGCGACGUUGGAGGUGCUGGCACCGAUGCCAACGUGUUUCUGAUUGUGUUCGGGGAGUACGGAGACACUGGGAUGCUGCCUCUGAAGGAGGGCAGCAACAGGAACAAGUUUGAGAGGAAAUCGAAAGACGUGUUCAGAAUUCCUGAAAUGCUCAGUCUGGGUGAGCUGUCCAAAAUCAGAGUGUGGCACGAUAACAAAGGCCCGGCUCCUGGCUGGCACUUGGAGUACAUUGAUGUGAAAGACGAGACCAUGGACCAGAUGUUCAGGUUCCCCUGCAACCGCUGGCUGGCUAAAGGCGAAGAUGAUGGGAUGAUUAUAAGGGAACUGGCGUGUGCCAACAAUGACUCUAUAGACCUCAGUGACAAAACCAAAUACGAGAUCGCCACAACAACUGCAAACACCGACAACGCCUCCACCGCAGAGAACGCCUGGAUCGUGUUGGAGGGGAGGAAAGCUCGUUCCAAGGAGUUUGUUCUGGAGAACAAGAAAAAGAAGUUUUUAUGCGGUGCCACAGACACAUUUGAGUUCUCAUCCAAGCAUUUGGGGGAAAUCGCCGGCAUCUGCCUUGGUCACAUUUCAAAAGAUGGAAAGAAGGUGAAGAAGGAAGUCUUCUGGCACGUUAUGGAGGUGGUGGUGACAGAAAUGGAGCUGGGAAACAAGUAUUUCUUUCACUGUGACGCCCAAAUCCCUUUGACAGCCAAAAAGGACCAGUUCCUCACAUUUGAGUGCUAUAAAUCUGUUGAGAGCUUCGCGAGUAAAGUGCGCAAACUGGUCCCUGUCAAGUAUGAAAUCAUCAUCAUCACCGGGGACGUCAAGGGCGGUGGAACUGAUGCCAACGUUUCCAUCACCAUCUACGGCGUCAACGGGGACUCGGGCAAGCGCGCACUCAAGAAAAAGUUCCGCAACCUCUUUGAGCGGGGACAGACAGACCGCUUUGUUCUGGAGAUGCUGGACCUCGGGGAGCUGCUGAGGGUCAAAGUGGAGCACGACGGCAGCAGCUUGAACAACGGGUGGUUCCUAGAAUGUGUCGAGGUGACCAACAUGGCUAACUCUGUCACAACCAUCUUCCAGUGUGGGAAGUGGCUGGACGCUCAUAAGGCAGACGGAGAGAUUUAUCGAGUGCUCUAUCCCAGGUAUUAGAAGGAAAACAAACAACUCCCUGCUGUCUUUUUUACUCUGAUGAAAGAGUUGGAUUUACUUCAGCUCAGUGCAGCUUUUUUAAAGAGGGCAUACUUCAAAAACUCUCCUUUUGCACUGCCACCUGGGUUUCUACAGCCUCUAUGAACACUCCAAAUGUGAAAAAAAAACCUCCACCCAUUUUCUGUCAGUGAUUGGUUUCAGGAAUUAUCAGCCUAAAACAAGCCGUUUCAUAAAGUUCCUGUUUGUGAUGUCACAAAUGGGGAAAUUAGCAACAAAAAAAACCCACCUCUCCCGACUGGAAGAGCAGCAGCUGUACUCAAAGUUGCUCCCGGAUAUCGGAGAUUCCCAGCUAAUACAGCCUGAGUGAGGAAUGGGUGGGCGUGGCCAGCUCCAGCUUGUUUUUUUUAAAGUGGCAGAGCUCUGAAACGGCUCAUUCUGGAAGGUACUGCAAAUGUCAAGACUAAAACUGCUGAACUUCCUUUAUGCGAGAUGGAUUUCAUGCAAAAAAAAACUUCAUUAACGUUUUUUGUAUAGACCAUGAGACUAUUACAAUUUUUUCAAAAAGUGAAAAUAGGUUUUCUUUAAAGGACAAAUCCAAUGUUUGGUCUGGAAUGUGUGCCAAACAAGAUAAAAAGCCAUAUUACCAGUGGUGUGUAUAGAAUAUUUAUUCUUAGACCAACUCAUCAUCUAUGUUUUGACAUAGGUAUAAAAUGUAUUUUGUGUUUUUGUUCAGAGAAAUACAUCAGUCUAUUAAUAAAACUUUUAUGUACUGAAAGUGUUUGGGCAGGUUUUAUCUGCAGUUGUUUCGGUGACAAGGUGGAGAAACGAGGGCCUGGGCGGGAUUUGAUCCCCAGACUCCCGGGUGAGAGUCACACGCGAUAACCAGUCAGCCAACAGGACAUCCCCAGAGCACGUAAUCAAUCGGGACACUGUGACAGGACGCUCACACUGCCACAUUUUCCUUCUCUGUGCACUUUGGAAAAUAUUUUUCAAAAUAUUUCUCAGAGAUUUUUGACCAAUACAUCAACUCAACAAAGAGGAAACUUGUAUUUAUUUAUGUUUACAGUCUUGCUCUGUCAUAGCCAAACAAUAAUAAGACAGUUUCUGUUGUCAAGCAGAACAUCACUUCUUUGUAAUUUACAUCCAAGGAACCACAAAUGUUUGUAACCUUUAAAGUGGUCCUGAUCAGGGGCGGAUUAAGGACUGAAGAACAUCCGGGGCUUAACACACGCACACACAUGCGCGCGCACACAUACACACACACACACACACACGUGACACGCACUAGUCAACAUCAUAUAUAUUUGUCUUGAACCACAUCAUUUUUAAUCUGAAGCUACAUAUUAAGCAUUUUCAGGGCAGAGUAUUGUUCCUGUUAGUGUUUAGUGUGAGAUGAUAGUAAAUAUUCCCUUUCUUUCUCCAUCAACUUUACCUGAUAGUAAGCUAACUUUAGGCAAACCAGCAGCACAACAAAUAUUUUCAAAUUAGACUCACAAACCUGAGUCAACACCAGUCUCAUCAAAGCUGUGGUUCUGUUGUUGUACUUUUGGUCUAAAAAACGUCCUUAUGUCCAUCUUCACUCAUGCGUUUCAGGCAGAGAGUGUAGAAGAAGCCAGCUGCUGAAGGGCUUCUUCUUCAGUGGUGGAGGCUCAGGCAGGCUGUAUACAAACUACUGCCAGCUGCUCCCUCUCUGUUGGACUUUGGUACUGCAUGUUGCUUCCGCGAUUUAGAUCCGGGGCUUUCCAUGAAACAUCCGGGGCUUCAGCCCAAGUAGCCGGGCCUAACGCCGCCCCUGGUCCUGAUCAAAAAUUGGGAAGGUAUUUAAAGGGUUUUGACUUUGGCUGCUUUUAGCUAAUUUUUAGUAUAUUUAUCGUUGCUGACAGCAUGUGCAUUGCCUAAAAAAAUAGAGAAAGAGGAAAAGUUGUAAUUUCCAUACAACUGUAAUCUGCAUUGAUGGAAUUUAAUACUGCGUUACUUUACAAUUUUUCUGUAUAUGUCCUUGAGCACGUUUCUUGAGGUCAACUUUUUACUUUUACUCCACUACGUUUUAAAGCAAUUAGCUGUACUUUCUACUCCAC
Molecule: messenger RNA, 8127 nt
Organism: Nothobranchius furzeri (turquoise killifish)
Lineage: Eukaryota; Metazoa; Chordata; Actinopteri; Cyprinodontiformes; Nothobranchiidae
Source: RefSeq, a predicted model, not a curated record